Molecule: messenger RNA, 674 nt
Organism: Alligator mississippiensis (American alligator)
Lineage: Eukaryota; Metazoa; Chordata; Crocodylia; Alligatoridae
Gene: MGST3
Product: microsomal glutathione S-transferase 3
Exons: 6
Coding region: 128-574 (148 amino acids)
Cellular component (GO): nuclear envelope; endoplasmic reticulum; membrane
Molecular function (GO): glutathione transferase activity; glutathione peroxidase activity
Source: RefSeq, a predicted model, not a curated record
CCUCUGCACAGUCAGCCACUGGGAAAAAAAAUCAUCAAUCCUUAAAGAAUUAGCAGAAGUGUCCCCAGCACUGCUCAGCCAGGAUGGGAUAGGAAGCUAGACUUGCAAAAUCUAUAGCAGUAUUACAAUGCCUAGUGCCAAGAUGGUGGUCCUUUCCAAGGAAUAUGGCUACGUGGUCCUGACUGGUGCUGCUAGUUUUGUCUUGAUCACACACCUUGCAGUGAAUGUGGCGAAGGCUCGCAAGAAGUACAAUAUAGAGUAUCCAAUCAUGUAUAGCACAGAUCCUGAUAAUGGACAUAUCUUCAACUGCAUCCAGCGUGCACACCAGAACACGUUGGAAGUUUACCCCGCCUUCCUAUUCUUUCUAGCUACAGGUGGAGCGUAUCACCCACGUGUUGCUGUUGGGCUUGGCCAUGCCUGGAUCAUUGGGAGAAUACUGUAUGCCUAUGGCUAUUACACAGGAGAUCCCAAAAAGAGAAGACGAGGAGGCAUUGGUUCAAUCGCACUUAUUGGAUUGGUGGGAAACGCUCUGUAUUCAGCCCUUCAGCACCUCGGCUGGGUUGCCACUGAGUAACUGACCUGCAGAUACCUGUGCUCUCCCUGGAAAAUCUGAUGUUUACCUUUUUUUUUGGUGGGGUGGGGAGCAGUUCCAGUAAUACAAUCCUUAAUUUCCA